Messenger RNA from Bathycoccus prasinos, 834 nucleotides. RefSeq lists its product with no specific name. The transcript has a single exon. Gene Ontology annotation, molecular function: zinc ion binding. Bases 1 to 834 code for a protein of 277 amino acids. NCBI's taxonomy places the organism in Eukaryota, Viridiplantae, Chlorophyta, Mamiellophyceae, Mamiellales, Bathycoccaceae. The record is from RefSeq and is a predicted model, not a curated record.
AUGUUCGCGAUCGUGGUCGCCGCUUCUGGUUUGCUCUUGCACCGGAUGAAACAGAGAUCAGAACAAGCGUCAGAUACGUUUGAUCCAGACGCCGUGCACGACGCAACCAUCGUUUCCGAGAUGGUACGAGUUGGGAGCAUGAAAUCUAUCUCCUCUUCUCAAAAUUUGUCUUCUCUUUUGAACACCUCUUCGUCUUCCUCUUCUCUGACGAGUAGCAGCGAUACGAUGAGCGACGAUACAAUACUAGAAGAAGAAGAAGAAGAACCUGAAGUGCGAUGCAGAUUUUGCUUCCAAGACGAACUGUGCGGGGAUCUCAUCGCCCCGUGCGCGUGCACUGGAAGCCAAGAAUACGUGCACUUGAAGUGUUUGCGGAUGUGGCAGAAGGUGUCUUUGCGCUCGAACGGGUGCGCCGAGAAGAAUUGCAGGGUGUGUAAGCACAAGUACAUCUUACCGUACAUUCCUUUGAAACGACGAGUCUCGUUUUACUUCUCGUUAAAAGCGAAGGAUCGAUUGAACGAGUAUACCAAGGCGUGGUGUGACGUCGUCGCGACUGCAGUCAUGCAGGCGCGCCUGCAAUCUGUGAUUUCCCCGCUUCACAUCGUUCGCCGGUCAAACUCACUCGCUGAAUUAGCGGUUCUCAUGGCCAUGUCUGAACUCCGCAUUUUUGCAAAGCGAGCGGAAACAAACGCACCGAUUAGCGCGGUACCUUCUGCUCCGUCUUCUUCUCCGAAAAUCUUCGGCGGAGAGAAGAUCAAGAAAGGAGUAAAACUUCUCGGGUGGGGGUACACGACGUUAAAUCUGUUCGUCAAAUUUCAUCACGCCGUGAACAGAUAA